Molecule: messenger RNA, 687 nt
Organism: Branchiostoma floridae (Florida lancelet)
Lineage: Eukaryota; Metazoa; Chordata; Leptocardii; Amphioxiformes; Branchiostomatidae
Exons: 3
Coding region: 40-540 (166 amino acids)
Source: RefSeq, a predicted model, not a curated record
UCUUCCACUUCUUACUUACAAACAACAAAAUCAACCGAAAUGUUCACGGAAGAUGUAAAACCGCAGACAACGCCGGGAGCAUUCACGAAGCCGUCCGCGACAUUCAAAUCCACUGUACAACAGACGCAGUCAAGUUUUGUUACAGCCGAACGUCCACCAACCUUUUUCUUCGAAGUCACCAUGGUGAACAUAGAGUUCACCGAGGAACUCAACAAUCCUACAUCUGAAGAGUUUACAUCUCUGGCCUCUCAAUUGACAGAAACGAUAUGGUUGUACCUACAAGAAAGCUAUCUAGCAGAAGACAUCGUCAGUGUGGUGAUCACCAGAUUCCGGAAGGGGAGUGUCAUCGCAGACUACGAGGUGAACUUGCGUCAGGACACGGUGGACGUUACCGAUUUACAGGUCCGAGAUGUUUUCCUUUUAGCCCUCAGCAACAUCACGAGCAAGAACAACUCACUGGGGAUCCAAGUGGACUCAUUGUACGUGCAUUUUAAUUACCCGACUUUUCCAAUUGGUAAAUAUAAGGGUUGUUUGGCAUAAGGAUAUAUUUGUCCCCAAACCCUGAGGUUCUGGGUUCAAAUUCACCGACGUUACCCAACGGUUCAUUGAAAGGGUCGUGUAGCGUAGGGGCAGGAUGUUGGAUCCAGAACCCGAAGGUCCUGAAUUUGAAUUAUCCUCUAAUGCCAC